AUGGACGACAACGGUGGGUCGGGUGGUAAAGUCGCGAAGCUCCUACCCAACUUUGCUGCCAGGCGACGCUGGCGCAAGCAGUCCAGAGAGAGUUUUGCGUCGACGACUAGCAGCGAGGAUGUUCCUCGCGGCCGAAGCCCACAUGGCCGCGAGCCGUCGCUUGGUGACGACCCCUCGGAGCGCCCAGCGUCACAAUCGCACCCUACCGAGGCCGUGAUCGAGGAGAACGACCGAGUUGGAGAAGACGAAGAGGACGACAAUAUCAGCCCACUGGCAGACGAAUGGGACAAUGACCGAUCACCGGUCCGACCCACCGUCCCUUCAAGCCAUCCCUCGCAAAUAGGACAUUUGACGACAUCAUCACCCAUUAUCCAAGCAGAGCACGCACCCGAGGUGCAACACAUCGACGCCCUGGCGAACAACAGCCGCGACAGCAUCGCUAGGUCGGCCACCUACUCGGUCUCGGUCUCGUCCGACAAUUCUGCCGUGCCGACUCGUCAGCUCUCCGGGAGCAAGACCGGCCUGCAGCCCCCCUUGGGCGUCUCGUCCAAGCGGUCCAGGUCGCCUGCCGGCAGGUUCAAGGACGUAUUCAAGACCAAGAGGACCCCGAGCGCCACGCCGAGCUUAGGGAGCCAACAUUCAGACCAGAUUGAUAAGACCGACUUCGCCUCCGAGACCUCGUCCCGGCCAGCUAGCUCCAGCUCCCAGACCGGCCAAACCUUAGCUGCCGCACCUGACGCAGAUGACGCCGGGGUAGCCUCCUCCAACAAAUCGUCACGCCGCUUCAAGUCGCGCCCUGCCAUUGAUACCUCCAACAGGCCCCGAACACCACCAUCCUCAGAGCACAGUGCACCUGUUAUAGUGAACACACCGCCGACGCCCACCGACCACUCCCACCCGCCGCAGGAAGGGGUCCCGGCGUCCCAAACCCCGCUCCAGAGCUCUGACCCGUCCUCGAGACCGACGUCGAGCGCAUCGCAGCCCGGUGGCACGAUAUCGCACCGGCGCGGGAGAUCCAGGUCGGGAUCCGCCACAAGCGUUGGGCCUAGCAAGCUGUCCAACAUCACUUUGGCGCCCUUGACCCCAACCCCUGAGAACGCCGUCCCGCCGACCCCGGGUGGUGGUUUCUUCUCCUCUGUCAUAUCAGCUGCACAAAACGCCGCCAACACUCUCAGCAGCACGGUCUCUACUGCAAACAUCGGCAUCGGUGGAAAGCCAAAGGCUCCCAUACCCGCCGAGUCCCAGGAGGGAGACGGAGACACAACUGAAGUCGAGAGCUCGACGGGCAUUUCCAGGGAGACCACUAUGGCCGAACCUGCUGUGAAGACCCUGGGGCAGGGCGAUCUCAGCUUGAGCCAUCUGGGUAUUCAAGAGUCUGGCAGCGCCGCCCCGACUCCGCAGGCAUCCAAGUUCCCAGACCACGUAACCGACACGAGGUCUCGAUCGGAAUCUGCUCCAGAUGCCCCCCCAAACCCGCAAUUAGCCUUGUCAACAGAUGAUCUUGGUAUCAACCGACCGAGAUCUGUGUAUGGGUCCACCGGUGAUCAGACGCCGCCAACCAGUGUAUAUGAAGGCAAAACUGGCAUUCAUCGGAGCGGCAGUAUUCGAAGUGCUAUUGGGCGCAGGCGUAAGCGUGGCAGCACUGGUGGAACUGCUGGGACUACUGGAACUGGGACCACAAUCGGGGCGGCCAUUGCCGCCGCAAACGCCAGUGUAGCACAUCCCCAUGCUGCUGGGAGCGUGCCGAAGCUCACCGGCUUUGCCGUGGCGACCAAGAGGCGCAAUCGUGACUUUCACAACCUAUUCAAGAGCGUACCGGAUGACGACUACCUGAUUGAAGACUAUAGUUGUGCUUUGCAAAGAGAAAUUCUCGCCCACGGUAGAUUAUACGUAUCUGAGGGUCACUUGUGCUUCAGCAGCAACAUCUUCGGCUGGGUGACGACUCUGGUUAUGAGCUUCGAUGAGAUAGUGUCCGUGGAGAAGAGGAGCACUGCCUUGCUCUUCAAGAAUGGCCUCAUGAUCACCACGCUGCACGCCAAGCAUGUCUUCGCUAGCUUUACGAGCCGGGACUCUACAUAUGAUCUCAUUGUCAACAUCUGGAAGCUGGGCCAUCCAACUCUCCGCAGCUCGUUGAAUGGGGUGUCGCUUGAUGAAACAGGAGGAGAUAAGACCGAGAAAGUCGAUGAUCUGGAACCAAUUGCGGACCAUAGCGGAUCGGGAUCAGAGAUUGCCGAUGAUGAUGAGAGCGAGGAGGACGACGACGACAUCUAUGAUGAGGAUGAAGAGGACGAUGAGGCCCCAGAAUCAACACGCUUGGUAGAGACAAGCCUGACCGAUACCGAGGCGGAAAGAUCCACAACACGCAAAGCUUCUGGGCCAUUGGCUACGAACGGGACUUCCGAUAAGCCAGCCAAUGGAGCGCCGGCUCCUGCUGGUGGAAGUGACUUCCCUGGCCCUGCCACCCACGCUCCAACCGAGUGUGGUGACGCAGCCUCGCAUUAUGAAAGACUGUUGGCCGACGAGAUCAUUGCUGCGCCCCUCGGAAAGGUCUACAAUUACAUGUUCGGACCGGCUUCUGUCAACUUCAUGGCCAAGUGGCUUACUGUUGAACAGAAGUGUACCGACUUGCAGAUGGAGGACAAGAUUGGACUAACAGCGGACAACAAGUCGAGAGCUUUUACCUAUAUAAAGCCAUUGAAUGCAUCGAUAGGACCGAAGCAGACGAAAUGUGUGGUCACCGAGACUCUCGAGAAUAUAGAUCUGGAGAAGGCUGUCAAUGUUUUGAUCGUUACUCAGAAUCCUGACGUACCGAGCGGAAACGUAUUCAGCGUCAAGACAAAGUAUUGUUUUUCGUGGGCCGAAAACAAUGCGACAAGAGUACAAGUUAACUGCACCAUCGAGUGGACGGGGAAGAGUUGGCUGAAAGGUCCAAUUGAGAAAGGUGCCAAUGAUGGCCAAAUCCAGUAUUGCAAAGACCUAUUCGCUAGCCUAAAGGCAGCCAUUACUUCUCGCCCUAUUGCCGCUAAUGGUGCAGUUGGGAAGGGUAAAAAGAGAAAGGGCAAGAAACUUCAGGAGACAUCGAAAGAAUCUCUUGCGGCAACUUCAGAGUCGAUUGCCAAGGGUUCCCAGGAUUGGGGCCUUCUGGAGCCCUUGCACGGGCUUCUUGGGCCCCUCGUGGACAUCAUCAAACCAAUUCUCACCGGAAAUGUGGUAUAUGGCCUGCUUGUUGGGCUUCUGGUGGCAUCAUGGUUUGGUUUUGGUCUUAAUCCGCGUCAGAAUAUUGGGGGCUACGGGCCUGGUAUAGGCUUCCCAGCACACCCAGAGCGUCUGAUGGCGUACGAAGAGGUCUGGCGCCGCGAGGAAAGCGACCUUUGGGAUUGGCUGGAAGAACGGGUUGGACUUCACCGCAUAAAUGACGACACAGCGCCCAUCAGAAAACGAGUCGUUGAGCCGCGAACUAUGGAGGAGAGACUGCGCGAGGACAGGAUGACCGAGCGCGAGGUGGAGGAAGCGAUAAGAGUCACGGAAGAGAAACUGCACGUGCUCAAAGAGGUGCACGACCGAAGAAAACCAAAAGAGUCGACGUACACGAGGCCGACAACAAGACCUGAAACAGACAGGUAA
This is a messenger RNA of Neoarthrinium moseri, 3624 nucleotides long. RefSeq lists its product as uncharacterized. Gene Ontology annotation, cellular component: plasma membrane; mitochondrion; endoplasmic reticulum-plasma membrane contact site. The record is from RefSeq and is a predicted model, not a curated record. Gene Ontology annotation, biological process: intracellular sterol transport. NCBI's taxonomy places the organism in Eukaryota, Fungi, Ascomycota, Sordariomycetes, Amphisphaeriales, Apiosporaceae. Gene Ontology annotation, molecular function: sterol binding; sterol transfer activity. The coding region runs from base 1 to 3624 and encodes 1207 amino acids. The transcript is spliced from 3 exons.